This is a messenger RNA of Aspergillus ochraceoroseus IBT 24754, 1524 nucleotides long. Its product is annotated as Sds3 domain-containing protein. The transcript is spliced from 2 exons. The record is from RefSeq and is a predicted model, not a curated record. NCBI's taxonomy places the organism in Eukaryota, Fungi, Ascomycota, Eurotiomycetes, Eurotiales, Aspergillaceae. The coding region runs from base 1 to 1524 and encodes 507 amino acids. Gene Ontology annotation, biological process: negative regulation of transcription by RNA polymerase II. Gene Ontology annotation, cellular component: Sin3-type complex. Gene Ontology annotation, molecular function: histone deacetylase binding.
AUGGCCUACUCUCCUGCCCCAGGAUCUCCUAUCACCGGGAGUGGGGUCCCAGUCAUGUCUAAUGGCUUGCACUCGAGGGGCCGCUCGACCAGUCCUCUAACCAGCUUGCCGCUCUCCAAGCGGGACAAGCGACGCAGCGCAUUGCAAGAGCGUCUGCAUGACCUCACAGCCUCGUUCAGCCAGAACCGCGAUACCCAGUUUCGCCAACAGCUGCAUGCCCUUCAGUGUGACAUGACCUUGAUCAACAAUGCUGACCCUUACAACCCGGGCCCGAUCCCGGAUUCGGCUGAGGAGAUUGCACAGUUGAUCGAAAACACCGUGGGGGGUGGUAAGUUCGCAAAAGAAAUGGCUAGUUUGGCGGGCAUGUGGUAUGCGCGCUUUUUGCAGGAAGUCAACCAGGUCAAAUCGGAUAAAGAUGCCGACCUGGCCAUGUUGGUGCACCGUCACAACAACAAUCUCGAAAGAUUCCAGCGCGAAUAUGCCUUUCGAGCUCAUUUUGCCGAAGAAGAGUACAAUCAUCUCUCCUCCACGCUCCGCGAGCGUCUUGUUCAGACCCUAUCCGGCAAAAGAGCUCGUCUCAUGAGAGAAAAGGAGCAAUUAGAUAUUGCAGACACGAACGCACUCCUCCUCCACCCCAAUCAAUUCAGUAUUACCAAUCCCGCUAGCCCCGGUGGACUUCACGGCAACCGCAAAACCCGUCAUACUCGUCAUCGUGUCGAUCUGGAUGAGUUUGGCAACGGAAUCAUGUCCGAUCACUUUAAUAAGAGGAAAAGAAAGGCGCCCGAGGACGAGGUUGGGUCACCGGUGCGGGAUGGGGCCUUUUCGCUUCCUGCGGAACGUGCUAAGGCUCAGAUAGCCCAACAGCAACACGCGCCCACCUACUCGAUCAAUUCGCUCUUCACAGAAAAGGAACUUGGUGCACAUGCAAACCAAGCCCAUAUCGCUACAGUUCACUUCUUUUCCACCUCCAAACGCGCCGAUCAACCAUCGGGGGCAGCAACCAACGGGAAUAACACUGAUGCGGAUGAGGCAUCUGGUCUGGACGGUACUGGGGCAGAAGACAAUGGCACUCCAGCCACAGAUAUGGCACGAACUGCCAGCCAAAACUUCCAUGCCACGCGCUCAACCCGAACGCACGGCAAUCACGCCCUUAAUGCGUUGGCUGAACUUUCUGAUAAGCCCGCAGUCCGUCCUAAUCUCCCGUACAACAUUCUCGCCAACUACCACGCCCGACCGAGCAACAACGGUGCUCCCCCGCUGCCUCCCCUGAUGAACGAGGAAGUGGACGAUGACUGGGCUCGUAUGGAUAGAUUGCACAACAAACCCCAAGGUCAUGUCGAUAAGGGUCUCGUCCAUCUUCUAGUUGACCCCGUGCCGUCAGAAGUAGACGGAGUUCCGCAAACCCCUAACCGAUUCAAUCUCCUACACCCAGCCUUCCCCACAGAAAUGGGCAUGCAUCUAUAUCCGCUAAGGAAGGAUAUCGGAGAAAGCCACGAGCGCACAAAGAAGACAAGAACUGGCUAA